CAUUUUUGCGCCCUUUCGAACAAGUUUCCCCCUAGAGCGCGAAUACGUAUGCAUCUAGUUGGACAGAUCGGACGCUGAAGGCAAGCUCGCAAAUCAAACAUGAUGCAUCGUCAACCAAGUUCUAGUGAUUUUGCCAGAGAAGAAUCAGUAGUUCCCAACAUUCGACCUAUCAUCUCCGAGAUUCGCCGCACUCUUCCCCAACGAAUACUUGUCCACAUAUAUGAAGCUUCGGGAAUUCGAUUCGUAGGACAUUUGUCUUUCUGGGAACAUUUUCUGAAUCUCAAUCCUGACAUAGAGCUCAGAGCUCAAGAUCUACGGAGACUGCUCUUCGGCGAAGUGUUCAACGAAGCAAGGUAUCUUGAAGAAUUACCGGACAGGAUAGCUUUGUACUUGAAACCGAUGUUCAAUACAAUUCCCACCGAAACGUUUGAGUCUGAAGAUUUGAACGGGAGUGAAGAUUUCAUGUUGAAUUUCCCACAAAGUGCCGUAGCAACGGGAAUAAGAAUGAAUGAACUCGUCAACUACAUCAUAGUGCCAAAUCCGUCUGUACCUAAUAUUCCUUUGGUUCCACUGAACAUGGACGCAGCAAACGCUCAACUCCCGUCCGAAGUUACAUCCACCGGGGAAGACGAUUUGUGCAAGAGAUUUGCACGCCUCAUGCACGAACUCGUUCGGGCCGAUGUCGGCGCAACCGACUUAUCAGGCCUCCCUAGCAAGGAAUUGCGCGAAAGAGUUGUGGCACUCGUGAAGAUGGGGAUAGCAGUAUGUGACUUGUUUGACCAAAAGAUGGGUGCGCGUAAAGUACAACAAAGUGCUCGGGUCCUAACCGAAGAGGAUCAAUUGGUUCCCACCACUUCUAACACAACGAAGCGUGUGGGAUCAUUCGACGAUUCUGGUCUGGGACUAUCACCGAGAAAACGAGCCCGUCUGUUGCAAAGCUCCACGCUACCAGCAGUCAGGAAGCAGGAGCUGCGACGAACUGCUUCAGCCUCUACCGAGCAUUGAGAAGCUUUUUUUUAUAUUUGAUAUUGUUUUUAUAUUUUUGUGCGCUUUAUGCUGCUGGCUAUGCGGUUAGUAAAUUG
Molecule: messenger RNA, 1082 nt
Organism: Toxorhynchites rutilus septentrionalis
Lineage: Eukaryota; Metazoa; Arthropoda; Insecta; Diptera; Culicidae
Exons: 2
Coding region: 100-1005 (301 amino acids)
Source: RefSeq, a predicted model, not a curated record